AUGGAUUGGUUUGGAAAUUACUUCUGUAAGUUUCCUGAGGAUGUUUCCUUUCUCAACACACAUGCACCUCUGUUGCUUUCACUCGUAUCAUCUGAAGAUGAACAACAUUUUAUCUCCAACUUGAGGAGCCGUGCACCAGCCCAGGCUGUGGUGAAGCAGCCUGUCCGGGGAGCCAGCGGCAGGACGGCAAUCACAGCCAUUGUCCGGACUGGUGGGAACUGGAGCACCGGCCUCUUCAGUGUCUGCAGAGAUAAGAGGACCUGUUUCUGUGGUCUCUUUUGUCCCAUGUGUCUUGAGUGUGACAUCGCCAGGCAUUAUGGAGAGUGUUUUUGUUGGCCAUUGUUACCUGGGUCCACCUUUGCACUGAGAAUUGGCACCAGAGAGAGACAUAAAAUAUGGGGCACCCUGUGUGAGGACUGGCUGGCAGUGUACUGCUGCUGGCCUUGCUCCAUCUGCCAGGUGGCCCGGGAACUCAAGGUGAGGACCUCCCAACUCUAUGAAAUCUAUACGGCCCCUUCAACCAAAGAAACUUUUAUUUGA
This is a messenger RNA of Rangifer tarandus platyrhynchus (Svalbard reindeer), 540 nucleotides long. Lineage: Eukaryota; Metazoa; Chordata; Mammalia; Artiodactyla; Cervidae. The record is from the annotation of a GenBank genome assembly.